AUGUCCGAGAAAAUGAAUCCAUUGAAUUAUUUAAAUCAAAUAAAGCAAGCUUAUCUAACAAUAUAUUUUGAUAUGCAACAAUUAAUAGCAAGACCGAAAUCUAUGAAACUAAUACUCAGAUUGUUCUUCCUUUUUCUUUUUGUAGCUUCAACCACCCACAAGAACAACAGCUUCAUGUGCUACGAAAUGAACUCUUCCUUCCAUCCUUUUCGGUAUCAUAUGGUUGCCCAUUUAAAUUGA
Molecule: messenger RNA, 240 nt
Organism: Clunio marinus
Lineage: Eukaryota; Metazoa; Arthropoda; Insecta; Diptera; Chironomidae
Source: the annotation of a GenBank genome assembly